UAUUCCAUCUUUAAAAAAAAAAACAAAAUAUUCCAUCUUCUACAAUCUGUACGAACAAAACGAGCAGAGAGGCGAUCGCCGCCUAAAUCAGAAUGAAGGAAGACAUACAGAAAAUGGUGGCUGUGGGGCUCGUGUGGGGAGCCACCAACGCCCUGAUCCGCCGCGGAGCACUCGCCUGGGACAAAAAAUCUUCGACAACAGAGUCUCCUCCUCUUCAGAUCCCAUCCAACUUCCGCCGAAAAAUCCUCGCCGCUCUCCGCGACUGGAUCAACCUCCUCCUCUUCUGGCAGUACUCCGUUCCUUUCCUCGUAAACCUCUCCGCCUCCGCCGCGUUCUUCGCCCUCCUCGGCGACUCCCCGAUCUCUAUCGCCGUUCCGGUCACCAACGCCACGACCUUCGCCGCAACCGCCGCGUUCGGGGUUCUUCUGGGGGAGGAAACUCAAAUCGGACUUGCUUUGGUAGGUACGAGCUUUAUUGUAUUUGGAAUCUGGCUUUGCGUUGGUCACUGAUCUCAUCUCAUCUGUGUGAUUGGAACAAUGUAGAAAGCGUCACUCUGUUUCUUGUUAGAUUUAGAAAUGGCUCAAUUCUUGUUCUAGCAGAGAGUGCUUAUUAAAACUGAAUAUGGCAUGUAGCUUCGACCUGCUACAUCACAGCUUGUUGUUCGUUGUUGUCGCACAAGUGACUGUAACAACUAACUAGUCAUUGUUUCAUAUUGUUGAAACAUAAAUUUAAAAUUUAGGCGAAUCUAC
This is a messenger RNA of Brassica oleracea var. oleracea, 749 nucleotides long. Its product is annotated as transmembrane protein 234 homolog. The transcript has a single exon. The coding region runs from base 93 to 509 and encodes 138 amino acids. The record is from RefSeq and is a predicted model, not a curated record. Lineage: Eukaryota; Viridiplantae; Streptophyta; Magnoliopsida; Brassicales; Brassicaceae.